Danio rerio (zebrafish) is the source of this 6732-nucleotide messenger RNA. NCBI's taxonomy places the organism in Eukaryota, Metazoa, Chordata, Actinopteri, Cypriniformes, Danionidae. The record is from RefSeq and is a predicted model, not a curated record.
CAGCUCAACACCAGCGGUUUCUCUCUGAGUGAUCGGAACAACAAACCGAACGGAGCAAGCGGGGUAAGAGCGUGUCCAAAACCGCCUCUGACCGCCACUUUCAAACUACAUCCAUGAAAUAGCCGCGAACGCGCACUUUAAAGCCACCGGAGUCCAUCCAGCUCUACAAGAACACCUUAUAAACAAUCCGGAAUCGACCCUGACGAUCGGGUUUAUGAGACAAACGUCCUCGCUGUUGGCCUGUGUGUAUGAAGACAAAGCCUUUGCCAAGUUGAUGUGGACCAGAAGAUGUUAAAGAAAUGAUAGCCGCACCGGAAUUACAAACAGAGUUUCAUUACCCUCAGGACACUGACACCCGAUUCUCAUCAGACACUGAUUUCGAUGAUCCUGAUGGGAGAAAUGCCAUCAUCGGGAAGGGGAAGGCGAAGAAAGGAAAGAAGGGCCCUGGAGAGAAGGGAAAAGGGAUGGGUAAAGGAGUUGGACGCAUGAACGGUCACCACCAGGAAAACGGCAUGGAAAAUGUCAUGCUUUUUGAAGUGGUCAGGCUGGGGAAGAGUGCCAUGCAGUCGGUCGUCGAUGACUGGAUCGAGUCUUAUAAACAUGACCGAGACGUCGCACUCCUCGACUUGAUCAAUUUCUUCAUCCAGUGCUCCGGCUGCAAAGGUGUUGUGUCUGGUGAGAUGUUUCGCAACAUGCAAAACUCAGAGAUUAUCAGGAAGAUGACGGAAGAGUUUGAUGAGGACAGCGGCGAUUACCCACUCACCAUGACAGGGCCACAGUGGAAGAAGUUCAAGUCUAGUUUCUGUGAGUUUAUUGGCGUGUUGGUGCGGCAGUGUCAGUACAGCAUCAUCUAUGAUGAGUACAUGAUGGACACGGUCAUCUCAUUGCUCACCGGACUUUCUGAUUCGCAAGUCCGAGCCUUUAGACACACCAGCACACUGGCAGCUAUGAAGCUGAUGACAGCUCUCGUGAAUGUAGCGCUGAACCUCAGCAUCAACAUGGACAACACUCAGCGGCAGUAUGAAGCAGAGAGAAACAAGAUGAUUGGCAAGAGGGCCAACGACAGACUAGAGCUCCUGCUUCAGAAACGAAAGGAGUUACAAGAAAAUCAGGAUGAAAUUGAAAACAUGAUGAACGCCAUUUUCAAAGGAGUCUUUGUUCACCGAUAUCGUGAUGCAAUAGCAGAGAUCCGGGCGAUCUGCAUCGAAGAGAUCGGCGUGUGGAUGAAGAUGUACAGCGACGCUUUUCUUAACGACAGCUAUCUGAAGUAUGUGGGCUGGACUAUGCAUGACAAGCAAGGUGAGGUGCGUCUGAAGUGUCUCACGGCUCUGCAGGGUCUGUACCAUAACCGCGAGCUCAAUGCCAAGCUGGAGCUCUUCACCAGCCGCUUCAAGGACCGUAUUGUAUCUAUGACGUUGGACAAGGAGUAUGAUGUUGCAGUGCAAGCAAUAAAACUGCUCACGCUGGUGUUACAUAGCAGUGAUGAAGUUCUGACUGCAGAAGACUGUGAGAGUGUGUACCACCUAGUGUAUUCAGCCCACCGGCCUGUCGCUGUAGCAGCAGGAGAGUUCCUCUUUAAGAAACUGUUCAGUCAUCGAGACCCUGAAGAUGACAGCAUGCCUAAGAGACGAGGCAGACAGAGUGUGAACGCCAACCUCAUCAAAACCACUGUCUUUUUCUUCCUGGAGAGUGAGCUUCACGAGCAUGCGGCCUAUCUAGUGGACAGCAUGUGGGACUGUGCAGCAGAGCUCCUGAAGGACUGGGAAUGCAUGAUCAGCUUGUUGCUGGAUGAGCCACUGCCUGGAGAGGAAGCUCUGACGGACAGACAGGAGACGGCUCUGAUCGAGAUCUUGCUGUGCACCAUCCGUCAGGCUGCAGAGUGCCAUCCUCCUGUGGGCAGAGGCACGGGCAAAAGGGUUCUGACAGCGAAGGAGAAGAAGACUCAGCUUGACGACCGGACGAGAAUGACGGAGCUCUUUGCUAUAGCACUGCCAGCUUUACUUGCAAAGUACUCUGUGGAUGCAGAGAAAGUGACAAAUCUGCUGCAACUGCCUCAGUUUUUUGAUCUGGAGAUCUACACCACAGGGCGUUUAGAAAAGCAUCUAGAUUCAUUGUUAAGACAAAUCAGAGAGAUUGUGGAGAAGCACACGGACACAGACGUACUUGAAGCUUGCUCCAAAACCUACCACUCCUUGUGCAACGAGGAGUUCACCAUCUUUAACCGGGUGGAUAUCGCUCGCAGCCAGCUCUUGGAUGAGCAAGUGGACAAGUUCAACAAACUUUUGGAGGACUUUCUGCAGGAGGGUGAAGAUCCAGAUGAAGAUGAUGCUUAUCAAGUUCUGUCCACACUGAAGAGGAUCUCAGCUUUUUAUAACGCCCAUGACUUAUCCAAAUGGGACCUCUUCACCAGCAACUACAAGUUACUGAACACUGGUAUUGAAAAUGGAGACAUGCCCGAGCAGAUUGUUGUUCACGCGCUGCAGUGUACACAUUACGUCAUCCUGUGGAGCUUAGCAAAGGUCUCCGAGGGCUGCUAUAAAAAGGAGGACAUGUUGACACUGAGGAAGCAGAUGAGGGCGUUUUGUCUAAUGUGCCAGCGUUACCUAACCAGCGUCAACACAGCCGUCAAAGAGCAGGCCUUCACCAUCCUCUGUGACCUGCUGCUGAUCUUCAGUCAUCAGAUCAUCUCAGGAGGAAGAGAAGCUCUCGAACCUUUAGUAUACACACCUGAAGCAUCCCUGCAGUCCGAGCUUCUAAAUUUCAUCCUGGACCACGUCUUCAUUGACCAGGAUGAAGACAGCAACAGCACAGAUGGACAGCAGGAUGAUGAAGCUGGAAAAAUCGAAGCUUUGCACAAGAGGCGAAAUCUGCUGGCCGCAUACUGCAAACUGAUUAUUUACAAUGUAGUUGAGAUGAGCACUGGUGCAGAUAUUUUCAAGCAAUACAUGAGGUAUUACAACGAUUAUGGCGACAUCAUCAAGGAAACUAUGAGCAAGACAAGACAGAUCGACAAAAUCCAGUGCGCAAAGACACUCAUUCUGAGCUUACAGCAGCUGUUCAAUGAGAUGCUGUCAGAGCUCGGCCCUAGCUUUGACCGCUCAUCUUCAGCUUUCUGCGGCAUUAAAGAGCUCGCUCGGCGCUUCUCUCUGACUUUUGGUCUGGAUCAGCUCAAGACCAGAGAGGCCAUCGCCAUGUUACACAAGGAUGGUAUUGAGUUUGCCUUCAAAGAAGCCAAUCCUCAAGGGGAUGGACAUCCUCCCCUCAACCUGGCUUUUCUGGACAUUCUCAGCGAGUUCUCAUCCAAACUCAUGCGUCAGGACAAGAGGACUGUGCACAUGUAUUUGGAGCGCUUUAUGACAUUUCAGAUGGCUCUGCAGAGAGAGGAUUGCUGGCUGCCACUCAUCUCCUACAGGAACUCACUGCAGGCUGGCGGUGAUGAUGACACCAUGUCUGUAGUCAGUGGCAUCAGCAGCCGAGGCUCUUCUGUCAGAAGUAAAAAAGCGAAGCCUGCCACUGCCAAGAGGAAAUUACCGGAAGAGGAGAGCAGCAGCAGCAGUGAGGUAUGGAUGAGCCGUGAGCAGAGCAUGCAGACACCCGUCAUGAUGCCAUCGCCCCAUCUCACCUCCACCAUCAUGAGAGAACCCAAACGCUUGCGUCCUGAGGAGAGCUACAUGGGGGUGUACACAAUGACCCCCGAUCAGCAACAGCAGCACACACACCCUCACACCCCUCAGCCACAACACCACCAAACACCCAUGGACUACAACACACAAGUCACCUGGAUGCUCGCACAGAGACAGCAGCAAGAAGAGGUGGCUAGACAGCAGCAGGAGAGAGCGAUGAAUUACGCCAAAUUAAGGAGCAACCUUCAGCAUGCCAUUCGUCGGGGAACAGGCCUAAUGGAGGAUGACGAGGAGCCCAUUGUGGAAGAUGUAAUGAUGUCAUCGGAAGGCCGAAUUGAGGAUCUCAAUGAAGGCAUGGACUUUGACACCAUGGAUAUUGAUCUGCCUCCAUCGAAGAAUCGACGAGAGCGAUCAGAACUGAAGCCAGACUUUUUCGACCCCGCCUCCAUCAUGGACGAGUCUGUAAGAAGCACUCACUUCCUGGGUUAUGAUGCUUUUCAGCGGUAAUGGGGGACUGGUUCAUUCCCACACUAAGGACGUGAAAGAGAGAUCACCACUAGAUGGCACUAGCAGGAGUGAUUUCAGAUAGUUUGAAUUGCCCUUGUGCAAAAAGAGAAAGAAAAACAAACGUACAGAGAGGGGGAAGAGCAUCUCACUAUUCUAAAUACUAAUCAGACCCAUCUGGACUGAUGAUUGAAUGUUUUGGUAACUCUAAACGCUGAACUGAAUUUGAACAUUUUCUCUUGUAGGUCCUGGGAGUGCCCAUGUUUUAAGGUUAGAAUUGGAGGAGUGUGAAGAGAAGAGACAUUUUGUGUGAAUUCACAUUGAUUCUCUAAAGAGAAUUAAAUUCAAUGGAGUGAUUGGCAUCCAAAUCAGCUCGUACCAUUGACACUUACUAAAACACAGAAAGGAUAAAGGAGCAAUUCAAAGUCUUUGCAAUCAUUGUGUGGGCUUUCCCUGAUUGUGCAAAACAGCGGCAGUAGAUACUGAGCGCCUUGGAAUCUCGGACUGUCCUUAGCCAUAUAUAUAAAUAUAUGAGUAUAUGAUAUCAAAUAUAUAAAUAUAUAUAUUAAAGUAUAUAUAUUUCACAGUUGGACGUCAACAUGUCUGAAGGAACACGUGUGAGAUCUCUAAAAGUUGUGGUAUUUCUUGAAACCGGGGGUGAAUGCAUCUUUUUUUAACUUAAAGACAACUUUGUUAUGUAUAGCCCUUUUGUAAUAGUGAGUAAUCCGGUGUAAAGUAGUAAUUUAUAAGCAGGUUUUUGCUCAUCAUAGUGAGUAUUGAUAUAUUUUAUUCUUCUUAUCUAAUAUGUGAAACGGAGGAGAAAGAGAGAAAAACUUAAAAAAAAAAAAAAAAAAAAAAAAACUCCAGGUCUUUAUAUCUAGUGUUUAGUUUCCUUUUCUUCCACUCUUAAAAAUAAAUCAUGACAUACGACACGAAACCUAAAUCAAAAAACUCUUAGAUGAUUUUGUUUUUCUGCCUUUGGUGCAUGUGUGUGCAGUUUGAGGCCAUUUCAGUGAUCGCUGAAUAUAUUCAUUCACUAAAAACAGUCAGCAAGCAAUUUUAUGUUUAAUAGACAUCUAUUAGACGUCUAGAAUGGAUGUCUUUACUGAAACGAGGCUAAUGAUCAGUGAAAAUAUAAUAAAUGUCUAAAAAUAGCCCAAAAUUAGAUUAAUCAUCAAAUAUGCAGAUUAAACAGGCUUCAGACGAUGAGUCUAUUUUGGGGAUGUUCUUUAUAGGUCUAUUAGAUGUUCACUGACAGCCCAUAUUUAGCCUUAUUUCAGUCAAACGAAUGCUUGCUGGGCUGUUUUUAUGUGCCAACUGCUCUAAAUCUGUGUCCCAGCCAGUCUGCGGAGACUAUUAUUGCUAUCCAAAGAUCAGAUCUGCUCACGCGUCCCUCUAAAACGUAAGAUCAAGCAAAAAAGAGGAAAUCUCUCCAGUAGUGCCAUUGUGUUGUCUCUAAUAAAACAGAACUUAGUGUAUGUAGUAUGUCUGGUGGAGAUUUUCGUCUCCCUGAUUAGAGCUAUGUAGACAUCUACAUUUAAAUAAAGUUAUAUAUAAAUAUAUAAAUUGGUGCUGAUUUUAUAAUUGUGCUUUUAGGGUCUUUUUUUUUUUUGUUCUCCUUGUUUUUAAAAACUCCAACUUAGAGUUCAAGGUUUUGAGAUGUAUAAGAACAUGUCUAAACAUGAAAGUGUGUAGCCAUGCAGCAAGUUUUGAGAUGUUUUAUAUAUUUUUCUUCUUUUUGUGUGUGUGUGUGUGUGUGUGUGUGUGUGUGUGUGUGUGUGUGUGUGUGUGUGUGUGUGUGUGUGUGUGUGUGUGUGUGUGUGUGUGUGUGUUGUUUUGGAUUAUUUUUUUUUUUUUUGUCAGUCAUAAGAGGUUUGUAGGUUUUCACCUUUUAUUUUUAUUUUCCUGAUUGUAAAUUUAGUUUGGUUGCAAUUCACGGACAGAACUAUUUUAUUCAGCUCUAAGUUUGUUUAUUUUUUCCCAAUAUGAGAUAUUUGAAUUGUAACAUAGUAACAUCCUGUGAGAUCCUAAAUGUUACAGCAUCGCAUUGGGCAGCUCUCCGAAGCUUAACUAAUACAUUAACUUAUAUUGCAGACGUGCAUUUUUAUUUUGUCUGGGGUAUACUUUUUAACCAUUCCAUGCCUUGGCCUUAAAACAUCCUUGUUUUAAAAAGGAAAAGAAGAACAUAAAUCUUCCAUGUUGAAACUUUUAUGUGAGGUACAUUGGAUUCCUUUCGCAUCAGAAAAGGAACGGUGCAUUUCUGGAACGGCAUGAGUGUAAUUAUUUAAAAAGACGGUGUGCAGGCAGAUUUUGAGCUUCUGAAAGUAAAUGCCCUUCGGCUUGAACUGUCUUCUGUUCCUCACCACUACAUGAAUUAAACUGCUGAAUAGAUUGUGUAAAUAUACAUGCAUUUAAACGUAAAGCUUAAUUUUUCUAGUGCUUUUUUUUUUCUGUUAACAUUUUAAAACAUAUUAUCACUUUUUCCCUGUUCAGAGAUAUAAACUCAUACAUAACCGUUUCCCUGUCCUCUGUUAUCCACUGUAAUGUUUCUGAUUUGUAUCUGUCUGGAGACAGUAAGUUUUUAAAUAAAAGUAAACAAAUCAUU